AUGUCUUGUACCGAAGAGUCUGAUGAUUAUUUGAGUUAUAAUGAUCCGUUAGAUUGGUUUGAAUAUUUUCCAGCGGCUGCUAGUACCAGCCAAUUGCCUAUCAAUAUUAAGUCUCAUUAUACAUUUGCUCAACAAUAUCCUCCAUUCGAAUUUUCCCCUGAUACCAAGAGUCAAAUUAUGUUAAUAUUGACAAGCAAUGGUUAUCAAGUUGCUGCUACACUAUCAAAAGAUUCUGAAACUCAAAAUCAAACCAAUUUGCCAUUUACUGGUGGAGGUCUAACUGGUAAAUUUAAUUUCGGGAAUUUUCAUUUACAUUGGGGUAGAAGUGGGAGGCAUGGAUCCGAACAUGAAAUUGAUGGACAUAAAUAUCCGGCUGAAGCACAUUUUGUUUAUAAGAAUCUUGAAACUCAACAAAUCGCUGUAUUUGGAUUUUUUUCAUGUUGCUUGUUCAGUUAA
Messenger RNA from Rotaria sp. Silwood2, 456 nucleotides. The record is from the annotation of a GenBank genome assembly. NCBI's taxonomy places the organism in Eukaryota, Metazoa, Rotifera, Eurotatoria, Philodinida, Philodinidae.